CUGUCAGCCUCCUCUCUCUGAAGCUCUGGUAAUGGAACCAGCUCCAUGCUUUGACCCUGUGGAGAGAUAGUGGGAAGCGGGGAUCAUCGGAGAGAUUUGGAUGGAGAAGUGGAACAUUGACUUGGAAAUCUCAGCGAGGUCGAGAAGUAGGUGAAAGACAAAAGGCAAAUUUGUGUCUUUUUCAGAUUAGCCAGUUGUAGAAUCUUUCUUCAGAGUUCCAACUGCCCUCCCUUUAUCCACAGCUCCCUAAACAUCCAGCCCACCUCCCUACAUUCGUACGCUUCUCCACCUCCUUUCCGCUGUUACAACUCUCUCUCCUCUUGCCCCCCCCUUCUCCUCCUCCUUCCAGCUGUCACAAACUGUGCGGUUGUACCCAACAGAGGGAGGUGGUCUGAUCUCCUGAUCUCUUCUGGUGUUGGGGAAAACUUUUCCAUUUGAAAUGGGUGACCAGGAGCAGGGAUCAGCAGCUGGUAACACCUCCCAGGUCUGGAUCAAUGGUGGGACCUUUCUCUACUGCAUCAUGCUUGUUGUCCGGGAGGAGGUGAAGCAGCUGUUUCUACUGGCUGGGCCGUUGAUUCUAUCACAGGUGAUGAUUUACAGCCUGAAUUUUAUCAGCUCUGCGUUCAGUGGACACCUUGGCAAAUAUGAAUUGGGCGCUGUGUCACUGGCAACGUCGGUGGUGAGCGUGACGAGUGUGGCUAUGGGGACGGGCCUGUCCAUGGCGUGCGACACUCUGAUAUCUCAGACUUACGGCAGCAAGAACCUGCAGCAGAUUGGGGUUAUUCUCCAGAGAGGUAUCCUUAUUCUCCUCAUCUUCUGCUGUCCCUGUUGGGCUCUCUUCAUCAACACGGAAAAAAUCCUUUUGGCGACCAAGCAGCGCCCAGAGAUGGCCAGGUUAUGCCAGCUUUAUGUGAAGAUAUUUAUUCCCGCUGUUCCUGCAGUUUUCCUAUACCAGCUCCAAGUGCGAUAUCUACAGAAUCAGGGUAUAACUAUGCCACAGGUAUUCACUGGACUGGUAGCCAAUGUUCUGAGUGCACUGAUGAACUACAUUUUCCUGAUCGUGUUGAAACUUGGAGUGGCAGGGUCUGCUUGGGCCAACGUGAUCUCGCAGUACAGUCAGAACAUUAUCCUCUUCAUGUACAUUCGCUGGAGAAAGCUGCACCUCCAAACCUGGGGAGGAUGGACGAUGGAGUCUCUUCAGGAGUGGGGCCCUUUCUUGCGAUUGGCCAUUCCCAGCAUGUUCAUGUUUUGUAUCGAGCUCUGGGCCUAUGAAAUGGGAUCGUUCCUGGCAGGCCUCAUAAGUCAAGUGGAACUUGGUGCUCAGUCGAUCAUUUUCCAGGUGUUGACGGUAUUAUACAUGACGCAUGUUGGGAUUGGAAUGGCAGCUGGUGUCCGUGUGGGCAUGGCUCUCGGAGGAGGGGAUCCGCAACAAGCUAAGAUCUCAGCAAUGACUGCUAUCGUUUGUGCUGGCUGCGUGGCCUUGUUCCUUAUGACCUUACUUCUGGGGCUUAAGGACCUCAUAGCCAAAGUUUUCACCAGUGACUGGCAAAUUGUUGACCUGGUUUCCAGGACAAUACCAAUUGUGGCUCCUGUCCACCUAUCUGAUGCCAUUGGCUCGGGAGUAGCCAGUGGGAUUGUCAGAGGAGCUGGGAAGCAGAAGAUUGGAGCAGUUGCCAAUCUCAUUGUGUUCUACAUUGUUGGGAUCCCUGUUGGAAUCUCAUUGAUGUUUACCGCAAAGCUUGGAAUUCUGGGACUUUGGACUGGAUUGGCUGUUGGUUCCUUCCUGCUGUCUUCCGUCCUCUUGACAUUGAUCUUUAGGAUGAACUGGACCACAGCUGCAGAAGAGGCUCAAGAGAGAACGGGAUUGAGGAAGGAAACUGGGCCCAGCGCAGUUGGCUUGAGCUUUGAUCUUGCAGAAGAUGGCUCCUCAGCGUUGUCGCAGGGCCAGGAGGACCCACAUCAGCUGGAACACACCACGCUGAUAGCGAGUACCUUAGCAGCUGGUAUCUUGUCGCCUGCCCAAUUGGUCGUUCGUCGUGGUCUUGCCGUUGUGGCGGGAUUGGUAGUUCUGGCUGUCGGGAUCACUGUCCACUUCACUGUUUAGCGGUAACUGUAGAGGAAUGCCCGCUGAAGGCUUCCCGUCUUGCAGCGGACACUAAAUAAAUAGAGGACUCUGGAAAUCCGAAACAAAAAAGGAGUGCUGGAGAAGCGCAGCGUUUGUGGAGAGAAAAACGGCAAAACUUUCAUAAGGGUCACUGGACUUGCAACAUUAACUCUGCGUCCCCUCUCCACAGGCUCUGCCAGGCCCACUGAGUUUCUCCAGCAAUCCCUGUUUUUGAUUGCAUUUCCCUGCGUAUGAACUGACGUUUUCCCAGCCACCAUCGGCUCUGAGGAAGGGUCAACACCCCGGACCCGAAAAGUCAACUGUUUUCUCCUCCACAGAUGCUGCCAGACCUGAUGAGCUUUUCCAGCAACUUUGUUUUCGUUCCUGUUUUUGAUUGACUGAGAGUGAAAAUCUUUCUCCUACGAUGGGGCUAGUCAUUCCCCCCCACAUCUGUGAGGGUUCUGUUCUUGUAAAUUCCUGCAAAGGAUGAAAUUCCGGAAUUUCAUAGGUUCAUAGUUCUUUGAAAGUGGAGUCACAGGUAGAAAGGAUAGUAAUGAAGCUUGCCUUUAUUGGCCAGUGCAUUGAGUAUAGUAGCUGGACGUUCAUGUUGCGGAUGUACAGGACAUUGGUUCGGCCACUUUUGGAGUACUGCGUGCAGUUCUGGUCUCCCUGCUGGAGGAAGGAUGUUGUGGAACUUGAAAGGUUUACAAGGAUGUUGCCGGGGGUGGAGGGCUUGAGCUAUAGGGAGAGGCUGAAUAGACUGAGGCUAUUUUUCCUGGAAUGUCGGAGCUUGAGGGGUGACAUUAUAGAGCUCAUGAGGGGCAUGGAUAGGGUGAAUAGACAAAAAUGGAGUGCUGGUGAAGCACAGCAUCUGUGGAGAGAAAAACGGCAAAACUUUCAAAAGGGUCACUGGACUUGCAACAUUAACUCUGCCUCCCCUCUCCACAGACGCUGCCAGGCCCACUGAGUUUCUCUAGCAAUCCCUGGUGUGAGGGAGUCAGAAACUAGAGGGCAUAGGUUUAAGUGGAGAGUAGCGACAUUUAAAAGGAACCUAAGGGGCAACUUUUUGAUGCAGAGGGUGGUGCGUGUAUGGAAUGAGCUGCCAGAGGAAGUGGUGGAUGCUGGUACAAUUACAACAUUUAAAAGGCAUCUGGAUUGGUAUAUGAAUGGGAAGAGUUAGAGGGAUAUGAGCCAGAUGCUGGUAAAUGGGACUAGAUUUAUUAGGAUAUCUGGUCGGCAUGGAUAAGUUGGUUCAAAGGGCCUGUUUCUGUGCUGUACAACUCUGUGAGUCUAUUCUGUGUUGGAUUUGAGUUCAAGCGCCUGAGAUGAAAGACAGGUGAUUAAUGCAUGGCAGUACCCAGUCAGCUUUCCCUCUUCCUGUAGUUUGUAUCGGAUUUUCUUCUCUCAGUUAUGCGUGUAGUUAGUUUAUAUUUAACGUGUUAGGGAUAUUUGUGUAUUCAACCAAUAAACUGAAGAGUAAAAAUUGUUCUGUCUCCAAAUUUGCUGCUAACUAAUAUGUUCGGGCAUAUUCAGAGGGAGUAUGAUUAUAUUGAGUCCACGGUGUGCUGAAGAAAAAUAAAUUGAACAUUGACCUUGAAC
Stegostoma tigrinum is the source of this 3703-nucleotide messenger RNA. RefSeq names its product multidrug and toxin extrusion protein 1-like. Bases 440 to 2104 code for a protein of 554 amino acids. The record is from RefSeq and is a predicted model, not a curated record. Lineage: Eukaryota; Metazoa; Chordata; Chondrichthyes; Orectolobiformes; Stegostomatidae. Gene Ontology annotation, biological process: xenobiotic detoxification by transmembrane export across the plasma membrane. Gene Ontology annotation, cellular component: membrane. Gene Ontology annotation, molecular function: antiporter activity; xenobiotic transmembrane transporter activity. The transcript is spliced from 17 exons.